GGAACGAAUCUAACGGGCAGCAUCGAGCCCAGCGGUGCCUAUUUCAAUUUCCCUGACUGGGAUCAGCCGGAUUUUCAUCUAGUCCCGGUUGCUUGUAGGCUUUGGGUCCGAGUUGCAAUAGGCCAUGGCGAGAAAGCAACCUCUGAAUCAGGGGUCUUUGUAACCGGCGAAGAGACAUCCAUCGAUCGAGCGGCGAUGGUGCUCCAAAGACGUUGUCGAUCUGAUGCCAAGCCGGAACCGAGCCUUUUGUAAGUUCCGGUUCCUGGACACUAUCUGACUGUCUUCCCUGCCUCGAAUGCUCCGUUGUUCAGCAAGGAGAUGUUGGUUCUCCGUUCUUCCCGUUGCUCUUGUGCGCGGCUUACUUAUAGAUGGUGUGACAAUGACGGACAAUGCAGUGGCUUCACCAACAAAUGAUACGCCCGGUUCGCGGCUAAAUCGAGCCUGCUUGUCAUGUGCCCAAGGCAAAGCGAGGUGCAUACCAUCGGCAGAGUCAGGCAAUCCUUCAUGCCAAAGGUGUCUUCGAUUACAGAAAAGUUGUAUGACACGACCACCCGUUGCAAGGAAGCGACGACGAACACAAUCAGCGCAAGUCUCCUCGGUGCCCAAUCUACAGUUGGUCCUUGUUAACAGACACCAGGAGGGUUGCCAAACUGGAGCAAAAGAUUGAGAAUUUGACCACGUUGGUCUCUACGUCUCAAUAUGCUGCCAGAGUGUCAGCCUCUCCUACCAACGCGUUGCCAACCCCUUCCACCUCUUGCUUUGUACCAGAUCAUCCCACAGACUCGAAUGGCCCUAAUGACGGAACCGUCAGUGCGUCUUCGUCGAACAAGAUCAGUACAGGACACGCUCCAAUCACCACCACAUCUUCACCACAGCAGCUUUCCGUUCUCAACAUACCGGCAGUUCUCGAAGAGAAGCUGAUGAGCGAUUUUCGAACUGCAAUGGCCCAACACUUUCCAUUUGUGGUUAUUCCUCCAGAACUCACCACAACUAUACUGCGACGAGAUAGCCCUUUUUUGUUUCUGGCUUGCAUCACGGUCGCUGCCAACGCGGAAACGACAGCGCAGGGAUAUUUGGCAAAUAAAUUUCUCAAUCACGUUAGCGAGCACAUGUUGUUUCGAUGCGAAAAGUCACUGGAUCUCCUCCAAGGUCUUUUGGUUUUCAUGUACUGGGAAACUCACAAUCAUCGACAUAGUCCUCAUAUCAUGCCCCUUUUGCAUUUGUCGCAAUCUUUGGUUGUUGACCUUGGCUUGAAUCGCCCACCAAGCACAGAUCCGGGCCAUUUUAUUUUCAUGAUGGAUUGCGUGGGCAUCAUCCACGGCAGAACUAUCCACCGUGCCCGGCAGACGACGGCCGAGCUGAGAGCCUUUCUCGGUUGGCACUAUCUUACUUCUGCUUUUUCAUCAUGGUUCAGGAGGAUAGACCCACCGCCGUUCAACGAGCACGUGCAAGGCUGCUGCGACCGACUUUUGAUGGAAGCACAAUUUCCCUCUGAUGCACAAGCCGUACAGCUCGUGCAACUUCAUUCCAUCACCCACCGCUAUUUUCACCAUCUGUCCAACAGGCCCCGGAUUCCCGUUGGCAGUCUCGCCAGAUGCAUCGAGAACGACAUUGAUGGGUUUAUGCAAAGCCUUGCAGUGAAGCAGUCGGCAGAUGGCAUGCAUUCGAAUACAACUGAAAGCUCCAGUGUCGGAACCCCGGCUGAUCAUCGGACAGAUUACCUGCGGUUUCACACUCUAAGCGCUAAGAUUAGCUUGUAUGAAUCCUUGCUGCAGAUAGAAGCGGAUGAGCCACUGGACAAAGCAGAGGCCAUGUUUCAUUGCAUGGAUUGCAUUGACGAGUUGAUGGUUGAGAUGUGCAGGCAACCCUCAAGGAGCUACCCAAAUCUACCCGUCACCUGGUGGUUUGGCAUAGUACAUGCCAUUGCACUCCUUGGGAAGUUGUCUUUCCGACAGGCUAGGGCAUGGGAUCUGGACCGUGUUCGAGUCAAGUUGCCGUUUAUCUCCAUUGUCGAUCGGCUGGUUGACAGGCUGAGAUCGGUAGUAUUAUUAGAAGAGGCGCAGGAUGGUUCGUCUACGCCAAUUGCGACACGUUUUCAGUUUUACAGCGAGAAACUCGCACUUUGCAAACUAUGGUAUGAAGCCAAGAUCAAUGCAGAAAAGGGGGGAGAUAGCAGAGUUGGUACCAAUGUCGGGGCAGGGGACGAGGCAAGCGACACAGGAGCAGCAUUUCAGCCGGAUCUGGCCUCGCUCGAGGGCUUGUUUGAAGGACUGGACAACUCCAUGUGGCAAGAUUUCAUAUUUGAUAUGAAUAUAGUUCCGCAAGCGGGAGUAUAGAGUCAAAUAGUGGAUGUGUGUGUGUGUGUGUCUGUGUGAGAGAGAGAGAGAGAGAGAGAGAUUAUAUGUCGCGGCACAUAUAUAAGGUGGUUUAGGCUCUGGCUCCCCGUCUGUGCAAGUAUUUAUAGAGGACGAAUUCUAAAUAAGGAGCUCCACGGUUGCUUAUCAUUUAUAUACAUCCCUUAGAAGCCAUACGAACCUUGC
Exophiala mesophila is the source of this 2540-nucleotide messenger RNA. RefSeq lists its product as uncharacterized. The transcript is spliced from 3 exons. Lineage: Eukaryota; Fungi; Ascomycota; Eurotiomycetes; Chaetothyriales; Herpotrichiellaceae. Gene Ontology annotation, cellular component: nucleus. Gene Ontology annotation, molecular function: DNA-binding transcription factor activity, RNA polymerase II-specific; transcription cis-regulatory region binding. The coding region runs from base 921 to 2336 and encodes 471 amino acids. The record is from RefSeq and is a predicted model, not a curated record. Gene Ontology annotation, biological process: regulation of DNA-templated transcription.